Daphnia magna is the source of this 2772-nucleotide messenger RNA. RefSeq lists its product as uncharacterized. The record is from RefSeq and is a predicted model, not a curated record. The transcript is spliced from 5 exons. Lineage: Eukaryota; Metazoa; Arthropoda; Branchiopoda; Diplostraca; Daphniidae. The coding region runs from base 588 to 2657 and encodes 689 amino acids.
CAUAGGCGAACUCGCUCUUUUAGUCUGUGCUUCAUGAUAUUGGAAUAGUCACAAAGUGGCUAGCUUUACGAACGUUUUAAUACCUGUGAUUAUGGGUUAGUGUCUGUUUUCAAUUUCAAAACAAAAAUGUUACAGUUAGAGAUAGAGAGUUAGAUAAGAGAGACUUGUGGCCGACGCAAUCCCGUUUCAUCACCCGAUCCCUAUCCCCUGUGAUAAGAAAUUAAGAAUAAGACAAGACCUAUAUAAGCACCUAAGAGAACUAGAGAAGACAGAAGACAGAAGACUAUUUCGUCUGUUAACAAAACUGACUUCUGGCAUCGCUGCAAACACAUUGUUUUUUAACAAAUACUGGGAAUUUUUCUUUCGUGCGUCACAGUUAACGAUUUGCUAAUAAGAUAGGCUUUAAUAUUUGCAUUGAAUUCUUAAUAAGUAAGACUUUCCCGCCUAGUUUAGAGACUAUUUAGAUUUCACGUGAAACUGAUGCCUUUCGAAUUUUUCUGGAACACGUGGUAGAUCGUCGAUGUACAUGCCAUUUUAAUCUGAUAACAAGAUGCAUAGAGCAAGGUGGAUUUUGCAGAUAUUUUCGAAUGGAUUCUUACCAGAAGAAAAAUAGGGGACACAACAAUCAUCAUAGUAACUAUCACUCCAAUUAUCGUGACCAUUCUUCAAACAGAGAUUCAUUUGAUGGCAGCUAUGGGGGCUCUUCUAGAUCAGAUUCGGUCUCACCUAAUUCCCAUAGAAAAACAGCACAGUUGACUUUUGAAUGCAGAGUUUGUUUGAACACCUAUCAGAGUAAGAGGGAACUGAAUUCCCAUUUGCAUGCUGCCCAACAUUUAAGAUCUCUUUCAAGAGCCACUCUACCUGAAAAUGAUCAGCAUUUUCCAAGCCGGAAACGAGUAUUUUUGGGAUUCAGUUGUAAAGUUUGUUCACAUCAAUUUGAGACACACAGUGAAUUAAGAAAACAUCUUUCAGACUCUGAUCAUCAUUGGACACCAAAACGAUCAAGGGAAAUGUCAAACCAAGACAGAAAUUCAUAUAAACACGAAAAUUACUCGAGGCGUCACAGGCAUCAAUCUUCCACCGAUGUAAGAUCAGACAAAUCUUUGGAUUGGCCAAAUCGAGAUCUCUUCGACGCAGAAAAUGAGAGAGCUAAGUCCAGUCUUUCUUUACGGUCGUAUGGAUCUACAGACCUGAUAUUGGAUACUCCUGUUACCAUGCUAGAAAAGAAUGCACGCAUAUUAAACGAUGGUAUUUAUAACUCCAGAACGGAGAAAACUUACGAGGUCAACGUGAAAGUACAUAAACAUUCUUCUAAUUAUGAAACAGACAACGAUCCUUCCUUUAUAACAAGUCCAGAUAACUCAGUUCUGUUGCAAUCUAAAGUGUCUAUUGAAGUGUCUUCUAUGUCCGAGAGCCAUAAAGGAGUGGCUGUUAUUCCGACUGAAUCGGCCACUCGGACAAAAGAUCCUCGUCAGAAUUUUUUGUGCAGCAGAUCAGAUGCAGUCAGAACACAACCUAAAAUUCAAAAUACGAAAUGGGCACCUGUCUAUUGCGAUCGUUCAAAAUCUAGUUUAGUGGAAAAGAAAAUUCCCUGGAAGCUUAUCCCUAUAGAUUUUUCGUCAGAGAGUUACAAUGGUAACCUGCAACCUGAUGGUGGUACAUUGGCUCCAACAGUUCCUAGUCCUACCGAAGAGAUUCCAGAAGUAUCGAUUGAUCAGCUGGCAGCACAAUUGAAAGAAAAUACUGGGGCGACAUUUAUACCUCAUUUGAGGAUGUCAGCUAAUGUGUCCCAUUCCACGAUAUCUUCUGAAACAAAUUUGUUGAUCCGCUUUAAUCGGGAUCUGGUCUCUUCGCAUGUCAGUUCAACCAGUUUUUCGGAGGAGCAAGCCGUCUCCCAAUCGCCAACGCCAUCCCUAGACAAAGCCAAUUCGGUUCCAGAGCUAAAUUCCUCUAUUAAGAUCUCAGAAAGAUCCAUUGAAAAUUCAGCUGCAGUUAAACCCGGAGAUGAGUUCGAUUUAGAACCUUGGCACCCUGAUUCUACUUCGUUGUUACCUUUACUGAAAUAUGAUCAAGCUACCAACCCUGAAGAAAAUACGAUACCUGAGUCUGCCAAUUCUUUGCCGUCUGCGGAGCCUAUAUCUAUUCCUCCGGCUGUAAUAGAUCAUCAAGUCGAGGCAGACAUACUAAAAGCCUUAGAGACACUCAGCCCCAUGGUCAGUGCCACCGUGUUGUCAGCUUCUGUUUCAAUUUCAUCUUGCUCAUCCCAAGUACUUAUUUCCAAUACUAAUAACGCGGUAUCAUCCCAAUGUACCCUACCUGUUCUAAGAGAUGACAUCGAUCCUGUGUUACCAGGCAAUAAUUUAAUUUCUAUCCCUGCUAUUGAGAUGCGUUGUGCCGAUCCGGUUGCGUUAUGCGCAGAGCCCACCAAAGAAACGGAGUGUAGCUUUAACCACUCUGAUAACUCAUCUACUUCUUCUUGCGAACCAGUUGAGGAACCAGUUACGAUAGAAGAACUGACUGACUCAUGUCCUUGUUGCCAAACUGUGCUCGAUAUUGGUUGCUUAAAGAUUGAUUUGAACACUGGCAACGCAUCAGUGCAUUGUCUCGAAUGCAGUGUACAUAUAGUCAUGAGAAAUGCUUUCAUGAAGAUGCGAUGAAAUUACCGUUUUCCCCCAAAUGUUUUAAUAUCAAAAGUUGUCCGCUGCAUAUUUUUGUUUCUAUGGCAAAUCGAUUUUGUUUUAUAAAGUCCUAGAAGUACAGAUGCCAAUUUUA